This is a messenger RNA of Ilex paraguariensis (yerba mate), 1375 nucleotides long. The record is from the annotation of a GenBank genome assembly. NCBI's taxonomy places the organism in Eukaryota, Viridiplantae, Streptophyta, Magnoliopsida, Aquifoliales, Aquifoliaceae.
GGACCAGGGGUAAUCUACUUGAAUCUAAUGAAGAAGCUCACGACUUAAGCCCCUCCUUAACUGUUCUCUCUCUGUCUUCGUCCUUUGAAAAAUGAAUGCCUCUUCCUUUCCAACUGGCUCAAGAGGGCUCUAUUCUCCUCCAUCAGAGACAGUGGUGCUGAAACGGAUGAGUCUUGCUGUAUUAUAUCGAGGUUCUGUCUCGAAUUUGCCGAUUAAAAGAUUCUCGCAGACUUCAUUGGAUCGUCCUCGUUUUUUGAUCAGGAAGGAAAACUGUGUGCAGGUAUUAUGUGGUCGAAAGAGGGAAAUUCCUGUUUUAGAGGCGGGCUGUAUGGAUGAUGUAUACAAUGCUUUGGCUGAACGGCUGGUUCGAACUGCAGCAGCAUCAAAUUUCCAUUUCAAGCAUAUCGUGGGUUUGGCUGGUACUCCUGGUUCAGGAAAGAGCACUCUUGCAUUUGAGGUAGCUCGGCGUGUCAACACAUUAUGGCCCCAAAAAUCUUUUUUGCUUGAUUCUUCUGUUGAGCCUCCUGAUGUGGCUUUAGUUCUUCCCAUGGACGGAUUCCAUCUAUAUCGUCAUCAACUGGAUGCAAUGGAGGAUCCCGAGGAAGCAUAUGCAAGAAGGGGAGCUCCAUGGACAUUUGACCCUGAACUACUUCUGAGAUGUCUCAGGACUCUGAGGAAUGAGGGAUCAGUUUAUGCUCCAUCAUUUGACCAUGGUGUUGGUGAUCCUGUUGAAGAUGAUAUUUUUGUGAACUUUCAGCACAAAGUAGUGAUAGUUGAAGGUAAUUAUUUGCUUUUGGAAGAAGGGAGUUGGAAGGAGAUAUCUUACUUGUUUGACGACAAGUGGGAUGGCAUUGGGUUGAGCUUGGGAAAAAAUUCCCUAGCCCAUCCUGACCCAAGACUUGGGGUAUGGGUGGUUUCAACCUCUGACCUUUUUACCUGGGAAGGCAGCUUACUUGAUUUUCAGGUUCAUUGAGGUUGAUAUUGACAAAGCAAUGCAACGGGUUUUGAAGAGACACAUAUCAACUGGAAAGCCCCCAGAUAUUGCUAAAUGGAGGAUAGAGUACAAUGACCGACCAAAUGCGGAGCUUAUAAACAAGUCCAAGACAAACGCAGAUUUGGUAAUCAAGUCCAUCGACUUCUCAAGUUGAAUCUUAGUAUCAUCACCAGAGCAGGAAAUAAAAUUCACCGAGUUUUAGUUUGAAUCCCAUUCACCUGGUGAAGAACAAUCCUGAAUAAAAGGUACUUUUUUUUUUUUGAUCAAAGACAAACUACAACAUUUCUAUUUAAAAGUAGAAAUGUCAUAGCCGUCAUAUAACUCACGCACACACCCAAAGGCUAUCUGACAUGGAAUAGUCCUAGCCCAUCACCACCCAGG